AUGGCCGGCCAUCCAUCCCUGGGCGGCGUCGCCCUAAUCUUCCUCGCCGGUUCUAUAGUAAUGAUCUUCUUCGUCAUCCUCUCCGGCGUGACAACGACUUCACCUCUCCAAGACACCUACUUCCUGCGAGCAGACACAGCUGGCAUCACCGGUGCGCGCGACACCUCGCAAUGGACCUACUUCCAUAUCUGCAGCCCCGGGAACGUCGACUGCACACGAGCGAGCCCUGCUAUGCCAUUUGGCCACGCUUGGGCGGACGAUGCCGAUAAUAUUCCAGACGGACUGGGCGGGAGCUUCGCGGGCAACACGACCUCCAAGUAUUACUUCUACAUGUGGCGCUUUGGCUGGGUCCUUUACCUGAUCGGGCUGUUCUUCGACGUGCUCGCCUUCUUCUCGGGCUUCCUCGCAUGUUGUGGCCGCCUGGGUGCCGCGAUCUCGGGACUGGUGUCAUUGGUUGCCCUCUUCUUCUACACCAUCGCCGUCUCGCUCAUGACAGCCACCUUUGUCAAGGCUCGAGACGCCUUCCUGGCUGACGGCCGCACCGCCACCAUCGGUCGCUACGCGUUCGGGUUUAGCUGGGGUGCGUGGGCUGCCUUGUUCAUCGGGACCGUCUUGUUCUUCCUGGGCACGCGUCACCGCGAUGGCGUCUCUUCCCGCCGCUUCGGAAGGAGCCGGAGCACUAGAAGCCAUCGCUCCCAUGACCUCGGCGGCAGGCGAGUCAAGGACGAUUACUCCUAA
Diaporthe citri is the source of this 738-nucleotide messenger RNA. RefSeq lists its product as uncharacterized. The coding region runs from base 1 to 738 and encodes 245 amino acids. Gene Ontology annotation, biological process: cortical actin cytoskeleton organization; septin cytoskeleton organization; endocytosis. The transcript has 3 exons. NCBI's taxonomy places the organism in Eukaryota, Fungi, Ascomycota, Sordariomycetes, Diaporthales, Diaporthaceae. Gene Ontology annotation, cellular component: cell cortex; membrane raft; plasma membrane. The record is from RefSeq and is a predicted model, not a curated record.